Messenger RNA from Bombus pascuorum, 476 nucleotides. RefSeq names its product ubiquitin-conjugating enzyme E2 T-like. The transcript has a single exon. The record is from RefSeq and is a predicted model, not a curated record. NCBI's taxonomy places the organism in Eukaryota, Metazoa, Arthropoda, Insecta, Hymenoptera, Apidae. Bases 1 to 468 code for a protein of 155 amino acids.
AUGCAGAAAUCUAUCAGAUUAAAACGUGAAUUUGAAAAACUUAGUCAAAAUCCUGUCGAAGGUAUUUCUUGUUAUCCGCGAUCUGAAAAUUUUGAAAACCUUGUUGCGACAAUUAUCGGACCAAUUGGAAGCCCAUAUAGUGGACACGUUUUUCAGUUAUCCAUAGAUAUUUCUGAACAAUAUCCAUUUGAACCUCCAAGGAUUACGUUUCAAACACCUAUUUAUCAUCCAAAUAUUGAUAAUAAUGGCCGGAUUUGUAUGGAUCUUUUAAACAUGCCACCAAAAGGUAACUGGAAUCCAACUAUCGGAAUAAAAAAUCUUCUGGAUGCUGUAAAAUGCCUAUUGGCAAAUCCAAACCCUGAUGAUCCUUUGAUGCCGGACAUAGCGCAAGAAUAUAAAUUUAACAAACAAGAGUUUGACAGAAAAGUACAACAGCUUAUGAUAGAAACAAAAAAUAAAUUGUUAUAGUUAAUCAA